UGACGUCACGAGUUGCAAAUCGCCGAUCCUAGUGUUAUUUACAUUGACUAUCAAUUAAAGACAUGUGUUCAUUUAUAUUUUCAAAAACGUUAAACUCAGAUUUGGUUGCUGUAUUUUAAGGAACUCUGGGAAUUGUAGUACGUGGGUGGUGUCCACCCACUCUAGCUCGACAUGUGCAGCUAGCAACAUUCUGUGCUAACCUGGCUACCAUUUUCCACUACUCAGUACAAAUUGGAAAGUAUGUCGUUUUGUUUUAAUUUCAACGUGGAUGGAAACCCAGACGGCGUGGACGGGAAUAUAUCGCUCAACUAUAAGACCGAAUGUGCUACGAAACCGUUGGAGGAAAGUGUCAGCCGAAGAGAGCCAGUAAAAGAGGCCAAGGAACACUUCCCACCCUCUGACCCCCAGCACCUACUCGACGAUGCCGUCUUCGAAACCGUCUCCAUCGGUGCUCUCCCUCCCCUUCACUUCCUCAACGAGACCGUUUUUGAAAGGACCACCUCUGAGAGAGAGGACGCGGAGAACGUUCUGUCCCGCACGGCCGAGCAGAGGUCCGACCUCAUCCCGGGGGUUUACGAGGGAGGGCUGAAGGUGUGGGAGUGCACCUAUGAUCUCCUGGAGGUGAUCGACAGGGAAGGGGAGACAUUCGGCGACAAGGCGGUCUUGGAUUUGGGCUGUGGGGCGGGGCUCUUGGGGAUAUUGUCUUUGAAAAGAGGAGCCAGGGAAAUCCACUUCCAGGACUACAACAGUACCGUCAUUGAGCAGCUGACUAUGUCAAAUGUCAUUCUAAACUGCCAAGAUGAUGACUGUGACCUAACUGAGACAAAAUAUGCUACUCCGCCUCCCAAAAGAAGAGCUUUAGAGGCUCCAUCCCAGCACCUGCUACUAUCCAGGUGUAAAUUCUUCUCCGGGGACUGGCGCUCAUUUAUUACUUUGGCCUCAAGUCAGGAGCCGCCGUUGAAAUACGACAUCAUAAUGACAUCAGAGACCAUAUACAACACUGCUUACUACCCAGCGCUUCACGACGCCUUCCACAAACUGCUGGCGCCUCGCGGACUCGUCUACCUGGCCACCAAGUCCCACUACUUUGGAGUGGGCGGCGGCCUGCACCUGUUUGAGACUUUUGUGGCGGAAAGGGGCGUUUUCUCUCUGGAUCACCUGUGGGAUGGCGAAGACGGUCUUCAGAGACAUGUUGUAGUUUUGCGUUUUAAUAAAAAAGCAGACUAGUCUUUUAAAAGUGGGUUUGAACUUGGGGGUGCUCAAUAAAGCUUACGUCAUCUUUACAAUAUCAAAAUCAGUACAGACUUACAGUAUUAUUAUAAUACAAACCCCGUUUCCAUAUGAGUUGGGAAAUUGUGUUAGAAGUAAAUAUAAACGGAAUACGAUGAUUUGCAAAUCAUUUUCAACCCAUAUUCAGUUGAAUAUGCUACAAAGAGUGUUUGGGGUUGGCGAUAUCGCAAAUUUGGGUAUCGAUACCGAUCCGAUACCAGCAAGUAUCACCGAUACCGGAAGUGACGUCAUCUGAUGGGGGGACUUCGGGGCAGAGGUGGGUAGUAACGCGCUACAUUUACUCCGUUACAUCUACUUGAGUAACUUUUGGGAUAAAUUGUACUUCUAAGAGUAGUUUUUAUGCAACAUACUUUUACUUUUACUUGAGUAUAUUUAUAGAGAAGAAACGCUACUUUUACUCCGCUCCAUUUAUCUGCAAUCAGGUCGCUACUUUUUUUUAUCAAUCUGUUAAUGCACGCUUUGUUUGUUUUGAUUUUGUCAGACACGCAUUCAAAGUAAGAACUACGCAUGCCUGCGUUUCACCAAUCACAUGCAGUCACUGGUGACGUUGGACCAAUCAAACAGAGCCAGGUGGUCACGUGACCGUCACACGUAGAACCCGACAUGUUGAAAAACGUAUUGGGGUGUUACCAUUUAGUGGUCAAUUGUACGGAAUAUGUACUGUACUGUGCAAUCUACUAAUAAAAGUUUCAAUCUAUCAAUGAAUCAAUCAAAAGUGUAAACGAAAAAAGACACUUUUUAUUUCAACCGUACUUCCCGUCAAAAGCCUAAAGACUGAUCGCACAGUUCCUGUCUUCACAAUAAAAGCGCCGCUCCAUCGCACCUGCGUUAACAAAAUAAGAGUUUGCCGCCAAUGAAUUUCUUGUAAAGUGUAUAAAAACGAAUAUGGAAGCUGGACAAAUAAGAUGCCAAAAACCAACGACUUUCAUGAUGUAUUAGACAGGAAGGAGGAACAUUUUUUCUCCGCCAUUUGAAAACCGGGACGUUAUCAGCACUACUGUCAGGUAAUACACCAACUUAUAUUUUUGUCUUCAUUAAAGAUAGGAAUCUAUGUGUUAAACAUGCAUGUAUAUUCAUUAAAAAACCUUUAACAUGUGAACAAAAACGGCAAAAUAAAUAAAUAUAAAUGAUAUACUGUAUCUAUAAAGGUAUGUAUAUAUAUAUGUGUGUGUAUGUAUAUAUGAGGUCGAUCACCUCGACUUGGUCAUUUAUUAAGUAAUUGAUAAACGUUGAAAAUCUUAUUGGGGUGUUACCAUUUAGUGGUCAAUUGUACGGAAUAUGUACUGUACUGUGCAAUCUACUAAUAAAAGUUUCAAUCAAUCAA
Molecule: messenger RNA, 2614 nt
Organism: Nerophis ophidion (straightnose pipefish)
Lineage: Eukaryota; Metazoa; Chordata; Actinopteri; Syngnathiformes; Syngnathidae
Product: histidine protein methyltransferase 1 homolog
Exons: 2
Coding region: 241-1227 (328 amino acids)
Biological process (GO): peptidyl-histidine methylation, to form tele-methylhistidine
Molecular function (GO): protein-L-histidine N-tele-methyltransferase activity
Source: RefSeq, a predicted model, not a curated record